AUGUCCGCCCAAGAAGAAUUCAACCAGCUGGUGAACAGUAACCGUUCACGCUUCACCUCCCACCCAGAAGACCACGACUCAGACCCUCACUUCUCCGACGACGAACCCACCUCCCGCCUCCGCUCCCGUCAAACAGCCGACUCCUCCGACGGAGAAGCCGACGACAUGGUCUCCUCCCGCACCGCCAACGCAAACUACCACAUCCCCAACACCGUCUACGAAGCCAACACAGGCCCCAAGGGCGUCAUCGCCGACGCCCAGGCCUUCGAGCGCGCCCGCAAGAAGUCCUUCCGUCGCACCCUCCUCAGCGUCGCAGGCCUCGACUCCAACAGCCCCUCCUUCAGCUCAAAGUCCACCCGCGAUGACGCGCCCCUCGCAGGUGACCAGUCCUCCGCCAGCGAAGACGACGAUGAAGCCCGUUUCAUGCGCAAGUGGCGCCAGUCGCGCAUGCAUGAGCUGCAGGGCCGGAGUAAUCGCCGCCCCAGUCCGCGGGGUAGGCGGUUUGGAUCUGUUGAGACUGUUGAUGCAGUGGGGUACCUCGAUGCUAUUGAGAAAGUGACUUCUGACACGGUUGUUGUUGUCUGUAUCUAUGAUCAACAGUUUGAUGACAGCGCUAUCGUCGAGGAAUGUCUGGUUACUAUCGCUGCCAGGCAACCAACUACCCGCUUCGUUAAGAUGCACCAGGAUAUUGCGGAGAUGGACCACAUUAAGGCCCCCGCUCUGCUGGCCUACCGUGGCGGCGAUGUCUUUGCUACCAUCGUCGAUGUCCUGCGCAACAUUCCUCGCGGCCGCAGCUGCAGUGCUGACAGUCUCGAGGACUUGUUGAAGCUGCACCGCGUGCUAUGA
Messenger RNA from Penicillium egyptiacum, 846 nucleotides. NCBI's taxonomy places the organism in Eukaryota, Fungi, Ascomycota, Eurotiomycetes, Eurotiales, Aspergillaceae. The record is from the annotation of a GenBank genome assembly.